AUGGUUGGCCCUGCUGUUGGGUAUCCAGCUGAGAAAGCCAGAUGGAACCACUUGUACAAGGUCCUAUCUAAGCCGGGGCCUUUCUGUGAUGAGGACUGGGAACCAGGAGAGGAUACGAUCACUACGCUCGAAGCCUCCAAAAUCCUGGUGAUCGGAGCCGGUGGACUAGGCUGUGAAAUUCUAAAAAACCUUGCACUAUCAGGGUUUAAAAAUAUUCAUGUUAUUGAUAUGGACACUAUUGAUAUCUCGAAUCUUAACCGACAAUUCUUAUUUCGUCAGGCUGAUAUAGGGAAGCCUAAGGCAGAGGUUGCUGCUGCCUUUGUCGAGAAGAGAGUAAAAGGAGUCAGCAUCACACCUUAUGUUGGAAAGAUCCAGGAUAAAGAUGAGGAUUACUAUUUGCAAUUCAAGAUCAUCAUCUGCGGCCUUGACAGCAUUGAGGCUCGCCGCUGGAUCAAUUCCACUCUGGUCGGGAUGGUCGACAUGGAAAAUCCCGAAAGCCUCAUACCUCUAAUCGAUGGUGGAACUGAAGGUUUCAAGGGACAAGCCCGUGUAAUUCUGCCAACCCUUACAUCAUGCAUUGAGUGCCAGCUGGAUAUGCAUGCCCCUCGACCUGCUGUGCCUCUCUGUACCAUUGCUACCAUCCCUCGACAGCCCCAGCAUUGCAUCGAAUGGGCACAUCAGAUUGCCUGGCAAGAGAAGCGCAAGGACGACACUUUUGAUAGCGAUGAUAUGGAGCACAUUUCCUGGGUUUAUAAUGAGGCUUUGCAACGAUCCCAGCAUUUUCACAUCCACGGCGUGACCUUUCAGAUGACUCAAGGAGUAGUCAAGAACAUUAUUCCCGCCAUCGCAUCGACUAAUGCUGUCAUUGCAGCAUCAACAACAUCUGAGGUGUUCAAAAUUGCAACCUCGUCAAACCCUUAUCUGGAUAACUACAUGAUGUAUGCUGGCGAAGAAGGCGUUUACACCUACACGUUUAAUGCAGAGAAGAAGGAUGAUUGCCCCGUGUGUGGUAACCUUGCUCGUAAGAUGGACGUUGACGCGAGCAUGACAUUAGGCGACUUCAUUGAAAGCCUCGGCGAGAAGGCUGAAGCUCAGUUGAAGAAGCCAAGCCUCCGAACAGAGGAAAGGACACUUUACCAGCGGUUCCCUCCUCAGUUGGAGGAGCACUCAAGACCAAACUUACAAUUGAAACUGAGUGAACUCAUGGAAGAUGGCCAGGAAAUUGCAGUCAGCGAUCCAGCAUACACGAUUGAUUUCCGAUACCGGCUUCACUUUAAAUAA
Penicillium verhagenii is the source of this 1281-nucleotide messenger RNA. RefSeq names its product NEDD8-activating protein UBA3. The transcript has 6 exons. The record is from RefSeq and is a predicted model, not a curated record. Gene Ontology annotation, molecular function: NEDD8 activating enzyme activity. Gene Ontology annotation, biological process: protein neddylation. Bases 1 to 1281 code for a protein of 426 amino acids. Gene Ontology annotation, cellular component: cytoplasm; nucleus. Lineage: Eukaryota; Fungi; Ascomycota; Eurotiomycetes; Eurotiales; Aspergillaceae.